AUGUCACCUUCUAUAGACAACGACGAAUCAUCUCAUAGAACCCUGUUGUUAUUUGGUUCACAGGCACUCUCUUUCGAUGAAGCUUACUUUGAGCGUAUUCGGCUGAAUGUGGUAGGGGACAAGGACAACCGGUGGAUGAUAGAUGUGGUGGAGGACCUGUCAACAUACUGGAAUGAACUUUGCGAAAUAAUCCCGAGUCUACGGAGCUUGCCAGGGGAGAGAUGGCUGAAGCAACACACCCACUGGCUGCAACAUGGAAGCAAAGAAGACCAGCGGCCCUCCCAGCUUCCGAAUAUCAUACUCAGCCCCUUGGUCAUCAUGGGCCACCUUAGCGAAUAUGUUCAACACUCUGCCGCUUCUGGGGAAGGAUUUCAGUCGGAGGAAGCAGAAUAUCAACGGGCGAACACAGAGACCUUGGGCUUCUGUAUCGGUCUUCUGAGCGCAUUCGCCGUUUCGAGCAGUUCAACGAGAGCACAGUUUUGCCAGAAUGGCGCAGCUGCCAUACGGCUUGCCAUGGUUGUAGGUGGACUUGUCGACGCACAGAUGGCUGAGAGCGAGUCUGUCUCCCUGACGGCGACAUGGAAGUCGGAACAAGGUGCCACCAAGCUUAAUGAGGUGUUGGAAAAUUUCCCAGAUACAUAUAUCUCAGUCUCGUAUGACGAGAACCGUGCUACUGUUACAACCGCGAAGAGCACAGUUUCGACCCUUCAGGGGAAGUUGGGCGAAGCUGGCAUUAACACUAAUGAGAUCGGGUUGCAGGGUCGUUUUCACACUCCGAUGCACGAGGGUGACAUGAGAGCUGUGCUCAGAUUCUGCGAGGCGCACCCGGGAUUCAGGCUCCCAGACGCCUCCAAACUCACCAUACCGACACGCUCGAACUCUGGAGGUCGGUUAAUUACACAGGGGAAUCUUCAUGAGAUUGCUCUGCGAGAGAUUCUGGUCGAUCACUGUGACUGGAUUAGCAGCUUCCGCAACGCCAGCUCUGCCUCUCUUACGAAAGCGGGAUCGCAGCUGGUGGUAUUUGGUUCUCAGCGAUGCAUCCCCCAGUCAAUUCAACGGAGCAUAAGCGCCCAUGUCACCUAUGUCGACGCGAACUCCGUUCAAAAUCCAGAGACAACCGUAAGAGACGACGACAUCGCGGUCGUGGGCAUGUCAUGCAACCUGGCUGGUGCCUCGGACGUGGAUCAGUUUUGGAAGAUAUUGAUGGACGGCGAAUCUCAACACAAGGAGGUCCCAACGGAUCGCUUUACGUUCGAGACCGUCUUUCGACAAGAGAACGACCCGAACCGGAAAUGGUACGGCAACUUCAUCGACGACUACGACGCUUUCGAUCACAAGUUCUUCAAGAAGACCCCGCGAGAGGCUACCUCGAUGGACCCUCAGCAAAGGCUCCUCUACCAGGCAUCGUACCAAGCGGUGGCGCAGUCGGGAUACUUCCAGAAGCCUCUUACCAGUCUGGACACCAAGGUAGGAUGCUACAUAGGAGUAUGCGCGACGGACUACGAAACCAACAUAGCGCAUUACCCCGCCAACGCGUUCUCGGCUACUGGCAACCUGCGGAGUUUCAUCGCCGGCAAGAUCAGUCACUACUUCGGCUGGACCGGGCCAGGACUGACGAUCGACACUGCUUGCUCGGCAUCAGCUGUCGCCAUUCACCACGCCUGCCAGGCCAUCUUGACGGGCGAGUGCACAGCAGCUCUAGCUGGCGGUACCAACUUCAUCAGCUCCCCCCUCUGGUACCAGAACCUGGCGGGCGCUUCUUUCCUCAGCACCACCGGACAAUGCAAGCCGUUUGAUGCCAAAGCCGAUGGGUAUUGCAGAGGUGAAGCCAUCGCCACCGUCUUCUUGAAGAAGAUGAGCCAAGCUAUCGCAGAUGGCGAUCAAAUAUUCGGCAGCAUUUCCGCUACCGGCGUCUUCCAGAACCAGAACUGCACACCCAUCUUCGUGCCCAAUGCCCCUAGUUUGUCUGAUCUAUUCAAUACCGUGCUGGAGAGGUCUGGUAUUGAGUCGAAGCAAAUAACUUACGUCGAAGCUCAUGGGACGGGCACCCCAGUGGGUGAUCCGGCUGAGUACGAAAGUAUCCGGACAGUCUUCGGUGGACGAACUGGUCAAGUUCCCCUGCAAUUUGGCAGCGUCAAGGGUCUCAUAGGUCAUACGGAAGGCAGCUCUGGAGUCGUAUCUUUAAUCAAGGUGCUCCUUAUGAUGAACGAGGGUUACAUCCCGCCACAAGCGAGCCAUUCCGCCAUGAACCCUGGGAUCAAGGUAUCUCAAUCCGACAACAUGACCAUCACGACUAAACCACUACCUUGGGAGUCGAGCUUCAAGGCAGCGCUCAUCAACAACUACGGUGCCUCAGGAUCGAAUGCAUCGAUGAUCGUCAAGCAAGCGCCGCGCCUGGGCUCAAAGGCCAUAACAGGUGCGGAGGCUUUCAAGGCCCCCUUCUACAUCUCCGGCUUCGAUGAAAAGAGUUUGAGAGCCUAUGUCACCAGGCUCCGCCACUUCCUCAAGACCCGAAUAGCGUCUGGUACGAAAAUUGGGCUAGAGGACUUGGCUUUCAACAUUGCCCGACAGUCUAACUGGUCCCUGGAGUCCGCCUUGAUCUUCAGCUGCCAAUCGAUCGAUGAGUUCGACGACAAGUUGGCGGCCUUUGAGUCUGGCAACAGCAAGAUGGCGUCAGUCACGCCACCAGCACCGAGACCAGUCAUUCUCUGCUUUGGAGGACAGAUAUCUACCUUUGUCGGCUUGGACCGCGAAGUGUACGAGAAUGUCAAGGUCUUGCGCAAGUACCUCGAUAACUGCGAUGCUGUCUGUCGGUCCAUCGGUGCUGGUAGCAUAUACCCCGGCAUCUUCCAGCGCGAGCCUAUUGCGGAUGUAUCCAAGUUACAGUCCAUGCUAUUCGCGAUUCAAUACUCCUGUGCCAUGAGCUGGAUUGAGAGCGGUAUCCGGCCAACUGCUGUUGUGGGACACUCCUUUGGCGAACUGACAGCCCUCUGCGUGUCAGGCGCACUCAGCAUUCGUGAUACGCUGAAGAUGAUUGUUGGACGGGCAAAACUGAUCAAAGAUCGAUGGGGCCAGGAGAAGGGAGCGAUGAUGGCAGUGGAAGCUGACCGUGAAGUAGUCGACAGGCUUUUGGUCGAAAGCCACUCGCCAGUCACCAUUGCAUGCUUCAACGGACCGCGAAGCUUUACUCUAGCAGGCUCAUCCGAUUCCAUUGAUGAUUUGGUCAAAUAUAUGUCUUCUCAUCAGACAUAUUCAUCGAUGAAAUUCAAGAAGUUGAACGUGACCAACGCAUUCCACUCUACUCUAGUCGAGCAUCUGAAGCCCGAGCUAGAGCAAGUAGGAAAGGACUUGACCUUCCUGGAGCCUACCAUCCCCCUCGAAAGAGCCACCGAAUACAAGAAUACCGAUAAAUUCACACCAUCCUACGUGGCGGAUCAUAUGAGAAACCCCGUCUACUUUGACCACGCUGUUCACAGACUGUCCCGACAAUAUCCUUCAGCCAUUUGGCUCGAGGCUGGCUCCAAUUCAACGAUAACUACCAUGGCGGGUAGAGCACUCAGCACGCCGAAGGGCUCAUCCUUCCAGCCAGUGAACAUAACUAGCGGCCAAGGCUUGCAACAGCUUACUGACACCACGCUGGGCUUAUGGUCGGCUGGUCUGCGCGUCUCCUUCUGGGCACACUCCAAGUCACAAACUGGUCAAUACACACCUAUACUCCUACCUCCUUAUCAAUUCGACAAGCAAAGACAUUGGCUUGCUUUCAAAGUCCCUCCGAAGUACGGAGAAAUUGACUCCAGUCUUCAAGGAGAACAGGGCGCCAAGGGCGACGAACUCCCCACCACAUUAUUCUCAUUCCUGGGAUACAGAGACAAUUCCCAAGACCACCCCCGCUUCCGUAUUAACACGAUGAUUCCGAAAUAUGAAGACAUCGUGUCGGGUCACGUCAUCGCGAAGACAGCCCCCAUCUGCCCCGCAACCCUCCAAGUCGACCUCGCUAUCGAGGCCAUUCUCAGCAUUCAGCCCGAACUCCGGGAAAAGAAUAUGCACCCGCAGAUCUGCAACGUAACGAACCAAUCGCCGAUCUGCAUUAACCCGGCCCGGUCGGUGUUCCUGAACUUCGCCCGCAUCGGCAACAACGCGCCUGUGUGGAACUUCGAAAUCGUCAGCAGCGAUGACAAGCCAGGCGAGACCACGCACGUCACCGGCGAGGUCCGCUUCCUCAGUGCCAACGACUCCCAGUACCGUCUCGAGUUCAACCGCUUCGAGCGGCUGGUCAACCACCAGCGAUGCCGUCGCAUCCUCAGCUGCGAUGACGGCGAUGACGUCAUCCAGGGGCGCAGCAUUUACAAGGUCUUCUCGGAAGUGGUGGACUACGGGAAGGAGUUCUUCGGCCUGCAGAAGCUCGUGGGCCGUGCAUAUGAGUCUGCGGGCCGCGUGGUGAAGAAGCAUUCCGGCGAGACCUGGCUGGACCCCUUCCUGGGCGACUGCUUUAGUCAGGUAGGUGGCAUAUGGGUCAACUGCAUCGCGAACCAGUCCUCGAAGGACAUGUACAUCGCCAAUGGAUUCGAGCAGUGGAUGAGGUCCCCGAAGAUCCUCAAGUAUGAAGGGGGCGGUCCUUACGAUGAACAGGAGGAGUGGCAUGUCUUGGCAAAUCACAAGGAGUCGGCUUGCGGCAAUGCUUUCGUGACCGAUAUUUUCAUCUUCGAUGCCAAUAACGGAGACUUGGUCGAGGUCAUCCUCGGUGUCAAUUACGCCAAGGUUCCGCUUGCGUCCAUGAGCAAGCUCCUUACCAGACUUACCCCGAGUCUUGCAAAUUUGCGCGGGGAUAGCAAAGAAAAGUCCAAGGGACAAUCUCAUGCCGAGCAGCAGCCCGAGGGUUUUAACGAUUCCGAACCUACGCAAGCUGUCCAAAUACCCAAGCGAGCUAAAGGAAACUCCAAGGCCGCUCACCUUGCCAAGUUGAAGGCAGUAUUGGCUGAUAUCACAGGUCUUGAACCCGAGGAGAUUGCAGAUGAUGUCGACCUCGGAGACAUCGGCAUCGACUCUCUCAUGGGUAUGGAGAUGGCUCGCGAAGUUGAGCAGACCUUUAAUUGCACACUGGACGUUGACGAGCUUAUGAACGUUACGGAUAUGCCCAGUCUUUUCAGGUGUCUGUUGACAGCCCUGGGAGAAUCCGAUGAUGGCGAGUCUGACACUAGUGGUGACCAGACAUCAGGAGAAAACAGCGCCAGUUCCAAAGAUACUCCCCCGUCUAGCAACGCCACGUCAAUUCAUACCCAUGAAGAUGCCCCUAUCUCCAAGGGUGAGAGCAACAGCCAGAAUGAUACGGCAGUGAAACUACCUCAAUCAGUUGUCCUGGAAGCCUUCGGCGAGUCGAAAUUGCGUACGGACCACCUCAUUCAGGAUCAUAGAUGCUCGGGCUACAUGCAUAACAUCCUCCCCCACCAGACUAAGCUCUGCAUCCAGCUCACAGUCGAAGCAUUCCGGGAGCUAGGUUGCGACCUUGCAACGGCCCGUCCCGGACAGGAGUUAGAACGCAUCCCAUUCGAACCCCGUCACAACCGUCUUCAAAUCUACCUAUACCAAAUGCUGGAAGAAACCCGCAUCAUCGACCUCGACGGGGACCGCAUCACCCGAACCGGCCUCCCUCUACCCACCAAGACAAGCGACGAAUUACUCGCAGAUCUGGUGCGCAACUAUCCAGACCACACCUAUGCCAACCAAUUGGCACACUGGACUGGCUCAAAACUCGCUGAGGUGCUUCGGGGCAAUGAGGACGGUAUCAAACUGAUCUUCGGCAACGAAAGGGGUCGUGAGCUCGUCGCCGGUCUCUACGGCGAUACGCAGCUGAAUAAGCUCUCCUAUAUGCAAAUGAAUGACUUCCUGGGUCGGAUCGUCGCGAAGCUUUCCGAGAUUGGCCAGGACGGUACUCUGAGGAUUCUGGAAAUGGGAGCAGGGACUGGUGGUACGACUAAGUGGCUUGUACCCAUGCUCGCGAAGCUCGGGUUCCCCAUUGAGUACACCUUCACGGACCUGGCCCCCUCAUUCGUGGCCGCUGCCCGGAAGAAGUACAAGGAGUACCCGUUCAUGAAGUUCGCCGUCCACGACAUCGAGAAACCGCCCGCCGACGCCAAUCUGAUUGGGUCGCAGCACAUCGUCAUCGCCAGCAACGCCGUGCACGCGACGCAUUCCCUGACCGUGUCCGCCGGCAACAUCCGCAAGUUCCUGCGCCCCGAUGGGCUCCUGAUGAUGCUGGAGAUGACGCACACCGUGUACUGGGUCGACAUGAUCUUCGGCAUUCUCGAGGGCUGGUGGCUCUUCGACGACGGACGCGCACACGCGCUGUCGGAUGAGUAUCGCUGGGAGCGGGAUCUCCACUCCGUCGGCUACGGCCAUGUCGAUUGGGCCGACGGCGAGUCCCCUGAAACGGAUGUCCAAAAGGUCAUCAUUGCCUUGGCGUCCGGGCCGCAACUAGACCGGUUGCCAGCUGCUUCAUCGCCUGCCACGAGCGCCCCAGCCAUGAACCUUGAAUCGCGGAAGGCAGAUGUGGAGGCGUACGUGAAGAAGGCCUCCGAAGGAUUUCACAUCCCCGAGUAUUCGGGCCCCCUAAUCAAGUCCUCGUGCAACGAGAACGCUGUCCUCGUGACCGGAGCAACCGGUAGUCUGGGAUGCCAUCUCGUCACCCACUUUGCCAGCCUUCCCAACGUCCAGACAGUGUACUGCAUCAACCGACGGAGCAAGCAAGACCCCGUGGCCCGCCAGAUCGCAGCCUUAGAGUCCAAGGGCAUCGUGCCCGACGCCUUCUCGCUCUCAAAGCUCAAGGUGUUCGAGACCAGCACAUCGCAGCCCUUGCUCGGCCUCCCGCAAGACCAAUACCAGAGCAUGGUGAAGUCCGUGACGCACAUCGUGCACAACGCGUGGCCGAUGAACAGCAAGAAGCCGAUCAAGGGCUUCGAGUCGCAGUUCCAGGUGCUGCGCAACCUGAUCGACCUGGCCGCCGAAGCCUCGUCGCGCCGGGGCCCCGAGUUCAAGGUCUCUUUCCAGUUCAUCUCGUCCAUCGGCACCGUGGGCCACUACCCGCUGCACAAGCACACGCCGCACAUCCCCGAGGAGCGCAUGCAGAUCGACUCCGUGCUGCCUAACGGCUACGGCGACGCCAAGUACGCGUGCGAGCGCAUCCUCGACGAGACCCUGCACACGCGGCCCGACCUCUUCCGCCCCAUGGUCGUGAGGCCCGGCCAGGUCGCGGGGUCCUCGAUCAGCGGGUACUGGAACCACGUCGAGCACCUCUCGUUCCUGAUCAAGUCCGCGCAGACGCUGCGCGCGCUGCCGGAUUUCGACGGCCCCUUGUCCUGGACCCCCGUCAACGAUGUGGCGGGCACGCUCGCGGACCUACUACUCAACGACAACGUCCCGCAUCCGGUGUACCACAUCGAGAACCCCGUGCGCCAGCCGUGGAAGGAGACGAUACCGGUGCUUGCGGACGCGCUGGGGAUUCCGAGAGACAGGAUCAUCCCGUACAAGGAGUGGAUACAGCGCGUGCGCUAUUUCCCGGGCAAGGCGGAGUGGGAUAACCCGGCCUGGCUGCUGGUGGACUUCCUGGAGUAUGAUUUUGAGAGAAUGUCGUGUGGUGGUGUGUUGCUGGGGACGGAGAAGACGCUGUCGCACUCGGCGACGUUCCGGGGCGUUGGGCCGGUCAGCCCGGAUGUGGUGCACAAGUAUGUACACGCGUGGAAGGAGAGUGGGUUCUUGCGAUGAUUGCCUGUAUUUUUGUUUUAAUGGGAUCCAUGGUGAUAGAUUGGGGUUGGGCUUUAGACCCGGAGUACAUGUUCGAUUCGCGGUUUUGGUUUGGUUAGGUUCAUAAUAAUGGCUGCUUGGA
Hypoxylon fragiforme is the source of this 7879-nucleotide messenger RNA. Its product is annotated as putative polyketide synthase. The transcript has 3 exons. Gene Ontology annotation, molecular function: acyltransferase activity; phosphopantetheine binding. The coding region runs from base 1 to 7758 and encodes 2585 amino acids. The record is from RefSeq and is a predicted model, not a curated record. Lineage: Eukaryota; Fungi; Ascomycota; Sordariomycetes; Xylariales; Hypoxylaceae.